Messenger RNA from Cylas formicarius (sweet potato weevil), 5030 nucleotides. RefSeq names its product cold shock domain-containing protein E1 (gene Unr). The record is from RefSeq and is a predicted model, not a curated record. The coding region runs from base 718 to 3501 and encodes 927 amino acids. The transcript is spliced from 13 exons. Lineage: Eukaryota; Metazoa; Arthropoda; Insecta; Coleoptera; Brentidae. Gene Ontology annotation, molecular function: nucleic acid binding.
AAGUGACGUCACAUCCAUCAUUGGGAAUGCUGAGCAAGUUCAUCCUAGCGUAAAGGAUUCUGUCAUGAAUAUUAUUUGACCAUGUUGACAUUAAACAUGGCGGCAUGUCGUCAGUGCUGUGCUGUGUCGUGCUUGUGUAACUAACAACUUCAAAAUUUAGCCCAGAAGAAAAUUCGAAGUAAACCAGAUUACUACUAGUCCCAACCAGUAACCAUCAGCCUUCUAUGGACAAGAAAUUUUUGAGCAUUACGGCACAAUACGCAAGCAGCACGCAUUGAAGACAUCUGAGGAUUUUUAUUUAAUUUUUCCGUUUCAACAACAUAUACAACCCGCAUAUUAAACGAAAACUAACAAAUUUUGAGUGACUGUGAAUUGUUUUUUUUUUAUGACUUUACGUGGGAACUUUACUUUUUUGCUUUGUCCAACUGAUCCCCUAAUUAUUAUUAUGGUCUAAGUACUGGGAACUCGUGUACCUUGUGAAUUCGAUUGAUUUAACUAACGUGAGCGAUCAUUUUUUAAAUUUUUAUCGGCUGCCAUAUACACAUCUACAACACACAAACACAUACACACGUACACUCACGCAAGCAUUGACUGUAUUUCGUCGGGUAUUUGAGAAAUACCGGUUAACCAUUCUGUGAUAUCCACUACACUUAAAAGAAAAACGAUAAGAAGUGACAAGAAGACAUAAUAUAUUAAAUCAUUGUACUGUAUAGAAAUAUGUCCAGCAAUCCUCAGUGGAAGACAUUCCAGCCGCCCCCCGAUACAAUGAAUCAGGACCCCAUCAUUGAUUUUAAAUCUCUGACCAGUAACGGUAAAUCAUCUCAACCAUUCAACUUCAAUCGAUCAACUUCAAAUUCGCGGUUCGGCCAGGAAUUCCCGCUGCUGCAAGAUAAGACGACCGCUUCACAGUUGUCUUACAGUAACGGCCUCUAUGGGUCGGCAAGUGCAACGCACGCCAGUACUCGCGCCUUUCCGCCCAUAGGCACAUUCACGCUGGACACCAACAACGUGUUUAAUAGCUCAGGCGAUGGUUCGAUCAACAGCACUUCGUCCAACCUAUUCUCCGCAGUAUCCAACGGUAACACCAGUAGCAGCAGCUAUAACAACGAGUCGUCUAAUUCGAAUUUGGGAACCAGAGAAACGGGUAUCAUUGAAAAGUUACUGCAUUCCUACGGAUUCAUCCAGUGCUGCGAGCGGCAGGCGCGUCUCUUCUUCCACUUCAGCCAGUUCAGCGGUACCAUCGAGCAUUUGAAGAUCGGCGAUCCGGUCGAAUUCGAAAUGACUUACGAUCGACGUACAGGCAAACCGAUCGCGAGCGCGGUCACGAAAAUAGCUCCGGAAGUCGUGAUGAGCGAGGAGCGGGUGACGGGAACCGUUACGACAGAGGUCAGGGGCGAGGGCUCGGGGGGAGACACGAUGGGCAGGAUUAGCUACGAAAACAGGGGCGAGUGCUUCUUUUUACCGUACACCAAAGACGAUGUGGAGGGAAACGUCGUGCUCAGAUCCGGCGAUAGGGUCAGCUUUCAGAUUGCCACCAAUAAUAGGGGUAACUUGGGCGCUUGCCACGUCCGCUUAGAGAAUCCAAAGCAUCCGGUUAAAUAUCAGGGAGUCGUCUGCUCGUUAAAGGACAGUUUCGGAUUCAUCGAACGCGCGGAUGUGGUCAAAGAGAUAUUUUUUCAUUUUUCCGAAGCCAAAACCAAAGAGGAACUCCGUUUGGGCGACGACGUGGAAUACACCAUUCAAACCCGCAACGGGAAGGAAGUUGCGUGUAAUAUAACCAAACUUCCACCGGGGACCGUUAUAUUCGAAGACCUCAAGCCGGACAUCCUUAAAGGUCAGGUGACCAAGGCGAUCGACAAGAAUCUGAGGACGAGCAACGAGCCCUUGCCGGGCCGAAUCACCUAUAAGGUGGCAGACUCGAAGGAAAUCAGGGAAAUUUCGUUUAGCGAGAAGGAUCAGAUGGGCGACUUCACCCUCAGGUACGGAGAUUGGGUGAAAUUUCAAAUAGCCACCGAUAGGAGGGACGCACUGGACCGGGCCACCCACAUCGUGCUGCUCGACGAGAGUUUCCAGGCAUCAGGCGAGAAACGGGAACAGGGCGUGGUCGCGUCUCUCAAGGACGGUUUCGGGUUUCUGAAGUGCGUCGACCGGGAACCGAGACUGUUUUUCCACUUCAACGAGAUACUCGACGUGAACAAAACGAACGAGCUGCAAGCCGGCGACGAGUUCGAGUUCACCGUCGUGCAAGACCAGAUCGCCAAUUAUUCGUCGCAGAAGGAGAACAGACAGAGCGCGAUCCGAAUGAAGUGGUUACCACCCGGCACGGUACAGUUUGAGGUCAGGGUCGAGAACGAUCUCUCAGGGGUCAUAGCGAAAGAGAUCCCGAUGACCAAUUGGUUGAACCGGAGCCCUAGCAAGAGUCAGAACGCUUACGGCGGGGAAACGAAUGAACCGGGGCUCAUAGGGUACACGUUCAACGGGACUAAGAAAACUAUUUCGUUUUACGCGAAAGAUUGCGACGUCAAGCAUCUGCCCCGCAUCGGGGACAAAGUUAGGUUUGACAUCAAUCAAAUGAAAAGGACGAAGGAGUACGUGGCGGUCAACAUCCAGAUCACCCAGUCCGCUGCGAUCCAGACGAACGGCGUGAAGCACAGGAACAGCGGUCAGGUGUAUCAGGGUUUCGUCGCCGCCCUUAAGGACGGUUUCGGUUUCAUCGAGACCGUUCAGCACGACAAAGAGGUGUUUUUCCACUUUAGCAACUUCGAGGGCGAUUCGAACGGUCUCGAGCUCGGCCAGGAGGUUGAGUACAAUUUGGGCACCCGGGGCAAUUCCGGUUCGUGCUCGUCCGCCGAAAACGUCAAGGUGAUACCGAAGGGUACGAUCGAGUUGCCCGCGGUCAACGGAGACGUCCUAGAGGGCGUGGUCGUGCGCCCACUGCGGUCCGUCAAUCCGGACCAGACCGAGUACUCGGGACUGAUCAAAAUUAGGACGGAGGAUCCGGAGGAGAAAUCGGCGGAGUACGAAUUCGGCAUCAUGGGUCUGAUCAACAAAAGGGAACUGCUGCAAGUGGGCGAUCAGGUUCACUUUCAAAUCGAUUCCACGCAGCGGGCGGCCAACAUCGUCGCGGUGAGGAAAAAACUGCGCGCCACCGUCGACGCCAUCAAAGGUCACUUCGGUUUCCUCGCGUACGAGGUCGAGGAGGGCAAGAAACUGUUUUUCCACAUGACCGAAGUGAAGGACAACGUCACGCUGAACGUCGGCGACACCGUCGAAUUCGUCCUGGUCACCAACCACCGGAGCGGCAAAUCGUCCGCUUGCAACGUCGUCAAAGUGACCGACGUGCAAGCGAGACCCGAAAGACUGAUUAGCAGGCUGAGGACGAUCUCAUUGGACGACACCGGUCCGAAACUGAUCGCGAUCCGUCAACCGAAAGGGCCCGACACCAAGGGCUUCCUAGCUGAAGCGAGGACCCGUCGCCUGGUGGGGGCGGUGCCGGAAUAAUUGAAAAAAAAAAGCACCCAAACCCGUAGAGAUUUUUUUCCAGGCCCACUAACCUACGAUUUUGUCUUUGGAAAGUAAAAAGAAACAACAACAAACGAAAUCGCAAAGUAUAUAGUGUAUUUUUUAUUAAGUCUUAUUUAGAGAGUAAAUCCCAAUUAUAAUACUUUUUCGGGUCGCAGAUGAGUAAUUUUUUUUAACGGAAAUUUUGAAAAGAAGAGGCCCCCACCUGUUAAUUUUUUUUUUUCAUUUUCAUCACGGCGAGUAUAAUGACAGGUUCGGUCCGGAACUAAAAGGACGUAAGAGUAAAAAAAAAGUAUGUGUAAAUUUAAACAGCCGCUUGAAGAAAUAAAAAUCCAAAAAAAAAACAGAUAAUCCAUUGACAAAUAUAUUAAAUACAAUGAAUUUAUUCCUAGGGUAAAAAUGUUAUUAGAUUAAAAAAAAAACUACAAAAAUAUGAACGGGAGGUAAACUAGAGAAGACUGCAUCGGUACGAGUGGGAAAAUCAUGUGUAUACACCGUAAGGUUUUUCCGUUAUAUUUUCGGUUCGAUUGAGGGUUUUUAGUGUGAUUUUUUUGACGCAAAAGUCGGAUCAAAAAUGUUGCUAUCAUCCGGCGAGUAUUUUUAUCAUAUUUAGCUGAAACUAUAUAGCGAUUAAUGUGUCCUACAGUACCCGCGGCGAACCGAUAACGAUGCGCGCAUGUUUCCAAAGCUCGGCGUAUUUUUUUGUUUUUCAUAAUGGGCUCUAAUGAUAAUUACGUGUCGCUUGUGAUUGUGAGAAAACGCGCUGGAAGUGAAUCUUGUUUUGACUUUUUUUUGUGAAAACGCGAAAAUCAUGCAGGACGGCGGAUAAACUGGGUAACAUUUGAGUCGAUUUUCAAGCCGUUAAAAAGUUAUUAGUUUAUUGAUAUUGAUAGUCAUUGUUCAGUUUUUUUUUAUUGUUUAUUCGUAAAUACAUUUUUAUUGGGGCGAAAAUCGGAUGAAAAUGUUAAUUACUUCGAAUAAAAAAAAAUGCGAUUUUUUGCAAUAAAUAAAAAAAAUGACCGUUCUGUAUAUGUCGCGUUUUUAAGGGACUAUGUCCAAUGAUUAACGGCAAAACUUUGCCCGCAAACGUGUGCUAUAAAAUUGAAUAUUCUAAUGUUCGUAGAGGUAAGGAUUUUCUAAAACGAAGAGGUUUCGGAAUUGUGUCGCCAUUCGUUGGCGGUGACGAUAGCUUAAAGUGGCCUAAAAAAUUAAAAAUGCCGUUCUUUUUUUUUGUAUAUUGUUGGACCCCCACUGUGAUAGUAUAGUCGUUUUUCUAUCGAGCCUUGGCCGACUUAUUUAUUUAUCGGUUAAUUGAAUUUUUAAACAAAUCGUAUGGUGGGGUGAGAAUAGCAGAGCGAUCGCUGGGUGUGGGUACUGUGAUGCAGUUUUUUUUUUUUCAUUUAAGGAUAACAAAGGAAAACUACAUACAAAUUAAUGAAUGUGGAUUAUCGCCCUAUUUGUAAACGUUGUUUUAAUUUUAAAAGGAAUAAAGUGAAACCAUUAUGUAA